Messenger RNA from Xiphias gladius (swordfish), 1693 nucleotides. It is a transcript of the gene kctd12.1, whose product is annotated as potassium channel tetramerisation domain containing 12.1. Lineage: Eukaryota; Metazoa; Chordata; Actinopteri; Istiophoriformes; Xiphiidae. Gene Ontology annotation, biological process: regulation of G protein-coupled receptor signaling pathway; protein homooligomerization. The record is from RefSeq and is a predicted model, not a curated record. The coding region runs from base 271 to 1137 and encodes 288 amino acids. Gene Ontology annotation, molecular function: protein binding. The transcript has a single exon. Gene Ontology annotation, cellular component: presynaptic membrane; postsynaptic membrane.
ACAAAGGAGAGAUAAUCAAAUGUGGGUGUUUGCCUUAAGUGAUGCUCUCUCUCUCUCUCUCUCUUUGUGCGUAUGUAAGAUGGGGGGCCACGAACCCAUAUUUUUUUCUGACAAGUCAGUCGUUUAAUAGUUAAAUGUUAACUUCUCAGUCAACCCGUCACGCACGCGCAUUUCACGCUCGCGGUGAGCCCAGGCUUCAUAAACAAGCCGCUGCCACAUUGUUGUCCAGUGUUUCAACUGAUCCCACAUCAGUGCAGCGGCUGAGAGAAGAUGGCACUGGCCGACGCAGAGCGCGGAGUGAACAGCUGCGGCGACGCGGGCUCCCCGUUUUCCGACAUCAUCGAGCUGAAUGUCGGCGGACAGGUUUACGUUACCAGGCACAAAACUCUGAUCGCCGUCCCAGACUCGCUCCUGUGGAUGAUGUUCAGCAAGAAGUCACCCAAGGAGUUGGCGAGAGACAGCAAAGGGCGCUUCUUCUUGGACAGGGACGGGUUCUUGUUCCGCUACAUCCUAGAUUAUCUCCGAGACCUGAACCUGGUCCUCCCGGACUACUUCCCCGAGAAAAGUCGGCUGCAGAGGGAGGCUGACUUUUUCCAGCUGCGGGACCUUGCCAAACGCCUCAGCCCCCGGGUGAGUAAGGAUAAUUCAAUCAGCGAGGAGAUCAGCCAGAGUGACACAGAGGAAGGGGCCCAGCAGUGCGGCUCCUCUGGCGGCAUGGAGACUUUACGCACCAUGUCGGUCAGCGGGGCCAUGCGCUCCCCAUCACUGGACUCCAGGAAGUCGGGCUAUAUCACGAUAGGAUACCGCGGCUCGUACACCAUCGGAAGAGACAUCCAAACCGAUGCCAAAUUCAGGAGAGUGGCGCGCAUCACGGUUUGCGGGAAGACCUCCCUGGCCAAAGAAGUGUUCGGCGACACGCUGAAUGAGAGCCGAGACCCGGACAGGCCCCCGGAGAGAUACACAUCCCGGUACUACCUGAAGUACAAUUUUCUAGAGCAGGCAUUUGACAAGCUGACAGAGGUGGGCUUCCACAUGGUGGCCUGCAGCUCCACAGGCACCUGCGCCUACACCAGCAAUGAUCCAAACGAGGACAAAAUCUGGACAAGCUACACUGAAUAUGUCUUCUGUCGGGAAUAACAUAUAGUAUUCAUGUCAAGUUGGUGUACAUGGACAUUUCAUAAUCUAGAAGGGAAUGUCUUUAAAAGUGUUGCAUUUGCUGUGUCGAAUGCCAAUGUUUACCAACUGCAAAAUACUGCCCCAAUAUUCUAAAAAUGUGUCUCUGAGCUUAAUCGGGGACACGAAAUGGCCCCAAAAUAGAUUCCACACAAAGGUUUUUGACACUAGUCAAGAGAAGACUAUCCAAUUUGGAUGGUCAAAGUGAGCAGGGCGGUUGACACACUAACCCAAAGCACUCUUGCGCGGAAAAGCGCCGACAAAAAGCCAUCAUCUCCAUUUCAUAGAACUGCAUGACAAUGUUUCAGUCAUAUGUGACUCAGUGCUGUGUGAAUUGAGCGGGAUCCAAGAGCAGACAAGCAGCAAUUAGUAUUCAGUGUCAUUGUAACUUCUAGGCUUGCUUGAUCACAUGUUUGGCCAAGUUGUGUAUUAUCUAUUAGCCUCUUAUAGCAGUUCUAUCACUGACAUGAUUGUAAGUGUAUGUGCUUGCCUGGUAGAGUUGUAUUUGUUAACCCUGUUC